CGAUUCUGACGUGCGUCGCGCAAUCUAGUGCGCUGGGGCCAUGGCGGCCUUGCGGCCCGGAAGCGAAGCGAUUCGCCUGUAUCUCUGCCGUUCUUUCUCCGGCGGCGUUGGUCGGCUGGCCCGUGAACGCGGGACGGAGCGCAGGGAUGCUGCGUCCAGCCGGGUCUCAAGAUUCUGCCCUCCAAGACAGUCUUGCCAUGAUUGGAUAGGACCUCCAGAUAAACACUCAAACCUUCGUCCAGUUCAUUUUCAUAUUCCUGAAAACGAGUCCCCCUUGGAACAAAGGCUUAGAGAAUUGAGACAAGAAACACAAGAAUGGAAUCAGCAGUUCUGGGCAAACCAGAAUUUGACCUUUAAAAAGGAAAAAGAAGAAUUCAUUUAUUCAAGACUUCAAGCUAAAGGCUCAGGCCUGCGAACCAAGUCAGGCCAGAGAACAGCAUUGGACGCAGAGGAAAUGGCUGACUUUUAUAAGGAGUUUCUGAGUAAGAAUUUCCAGAAGCACAUGCGUUACAACCGUUAAACUUGUCAACCUCCCCGCAUGCACGGCACUCAUGGUGCCCAGGCCUUGGGUCAACGAGUGGAUUCUGAAGACUUCCCUUGUCUUUCCCUGGAGGUGUGGGGUCAGUCAGGGUGUUGCCUGUGUGGAAACAAGGAGGUCAGCAGAGGUCAGAGGCCACAGGAGAGCCAUGCAGAGACCAGUAAGGACAUGCUAGUCCUCAUAAAAGCUCGUGUGGAAAAAUGUAAGGAAUGUCAGUUUCCCUGCUCUGUGUGCAUAGUAUGUAAGGGUAACCACACAAAAGGACAUUCAGAGAUGGUGAUGAGUUACUGUUUUCCUAGUAGCACACAGAGAUCUAGGCACUUGUCAUCCCUGACUGCUGAAAUCACUGGGCAAAGAAAGCUGUGAGGAUGGAGUGAUGACAGAUCAGAUGACAUACCUGCGCCCCGGUAUGUCCACACCCCCUGUAGGGGGCAACCCAGUGUGCUGCAGGAGGAUGUAUAGUCCGUGCCUGCAGGGGGUUUCAUGAGAGAUGGGAUCCUAGUGUGGUUGGACUUCAUCCAAGUACCAGUUCUUAGGCAAAAGGAGUGUGUAACUGGGGAGGGGCACUGAAGACCUUUGUAAUGAUAGCCUGAAGAUGCCGGCUCAGUUCACAAUAUUGGGCAUUCCACAGAGUGUUCAGUCCUGAGAUAUUUGGACACAGUGUCUAAAGAUGGGGUGGUUGUUUCCAUGAGGUGGUUAUCAUCCUGUCAGAGUUGUGACUUUUUUUUCCUGUUUUAUUUAUUUACUUAAUUUGAGACAAGGUCUCAUAUUUAGGCUUGAAACUUGCUUUGUGAACCAGGCCUCUACCUUGGGAGUAAUAGAAUUAUAGGCAGACAUCACCGUGUUUGACUCUUUUUGUUAUUGCUAUUGUUUGGUUGGUUUGAUAUUUUGAGAAAGGGUCUCACUCACUAUGUAGACCAUGCUAGACUCAAACUCAGUCUGCCUGCCUCUGCUUCUUUUCAAGAGAUGAAAUUAAAGGUGGGGGCUACCAUGCUUAGCCUGAUAAAUCUGAUUUUUAAAUAAUCAUCUAAGCUUUUGGUUAUAGCUGGUAAAAGUUAAGGUGCAACUUUAGAUUUGCUUUAAAAUGUAGCCAUGACAGGACUGGGUGUGGACAGAGUAACAAGACCUCAAGAGAACAUGGUGGCAGUGGCAGUGGCAGCUGGAGGAGCAUCAGCGUCCAUGUCUGUUGUGCAUUACCCUGACCUAGUUAGUCACUCACAGGAGCCUGUGCUCAUAGAGCCCGGCUGCCCCCUACAGGCCCUGGUGUGCACAGUGGCUCUCAGGAGGCUGAUGGGCACAGAAGCAGGAGGCUUUGCUAGCUUUUUCCCUGCAUAGCUGGGUCAGAUCAGCUACAUCAGUGUGGCCUGGUGGGGCGCCCUCGUUCUCUCUUGAGCUUUUCUUCCUUACUCGGGGUACUUCUGUCAGUGGAGCCCUGCCUCAUGUAGGUAGAGUCUGGGGACUUGUGUGACUUCUGCUGCCACUGGCUAGGGGCUCUGCUUCCUCUCUUGGCUUCUGUACGUUAGAAGGGCUCAAUAAACCCAUCACUAGCAGAAGUUCAAAGCUCAGGGGCCUGGAAUGCCGGGUGCUGGUGUCUUUGGCUGCCAGGAGCUUGCACCAGGGCCAAGAUGAGCCUUUCUCCUGUGCAGUGAGCUCUCCAGACUUCACCAGUGGGCAGGGUUCUGUCAAGUGACCUGGAGGCAGCAUUUUUCUUUACAGAUUCCACCACGGUUUGUAUGAGGAUGAGAGGCCUGUCACCAGAACAGGGGAUUUAGAGCUUGUGACCAGUUAACUUCCUACUGGGGAGCACUGGGCCUGUAUACUUUUCAUACAAAUUAGACCAAGGCAGGACACCCCUCUGGUCCCUAGGAAGCCUCCCAGACUGUGUUCCAUGGUUGCUGAUCUCUCUGCAGUGUCUGUCUUGAAUGUUGCUAGAUUCAGAGAGGGUCUUAUGAAUGCUUUAGUACAGGCCAGAGGAAAAUUAGAGCCCUCCAUACAUAGGGAAACUGGCUCCAUGUGUGUAUGGCCAGCUGGGGUGGAGGUAGGGAGUCAGAGGGAGCUGCUGUCCAUGAGUUGACUGGAGCACC
Arvicola amphibius (Eurasian water vole) is the source of this 2622-nucleotide messenger RNA. RefSeq names its product cytochrome c oxidase assembly factor 8. The record is from RefSeq and is a predicted model, not a curated record. The transcript is spliced from 5 exons. The coding region runs from base 41 to 520 and encodes 159 amino acids. Gene Ontology annotation, cellular component: mitochondrion. NCBI's taxonomy places the organism in Eukaryota, Metazoa, Chordata, Mammalia, Rodentia, Cricetidae. Gene Ontology annotation, biological process: intrinsic apoptotic signaling pathway.